AAACGGGGUAACCACAGCAGCAGCAGCAGUCACAGGCUUUUCAGUAACAUUUUUACAUCGGCAUCGCCUCGCACCGGCUAGCUCUCUCUCUCUGUGUCAAUUUGCUACCCUACACUCUAAACAUCCGUAUCAGGCUCUGAAAAAUUAAAUAGCCUUCGUGGAGCCAUCCUUAAAUCCUUCCGGAGCACGAGGCGGAUCUUAGAUGGUAUCGCCGCGCAAGCCGGCAACAUCCUUUAGCUCGGCAAUACCUCGCUUGAGUCAAAAAAAUCAGAUGGCAGCUUCGGCCAAAAGCUGUGAGAGCCUGUUCUCGGCCAGCUCCCGGGAAUCGGCCAGUUUGAUCUAUCAGCGGAAGCAACCACCCCAGCAGCAUCGUGGUAGCAUGAAGGCUUCCAGCAACGGUAGUCUCCGGCAGCCAGCGAUGGUGGCCUCGGCACAGAAUCACAGUGAGAUCCAUCAGCGUGUCAUGUCCGCGAGGAAUCUGCGCGCCAAGACUUUCCAGAACCAACUGGCCGAUGCCCAGGCGGAGAUAGCCAAUCUGGCGCAUGAGAACCGGAUGCUUCGUACGCUCCACAACCGCCAGUCGUCGGCGCUGAACAAAUAUGAGUCCAACAACGCUGAGCUGCCACAGUUGCUGCACUCGCACGCCGAGGAGCUGCGCGUCUGGCAGACCAAGCACCGCAAUCUCCAGGCGAUUAACAAGGAUCUGGAGCAGAAACUAAAGCAAAAGGAAGCUAUUAUUUUGUCGCUGAGCGAUCAGAACAAGCACUACAGUCAGCUCAACAAGGAUAAAAACCUUGACGAGCGCCAGAAGCUGCAGGAGAAGCUACGAUCCCUGGAGCAGCGCCUCGAGGACAAGGACAAUGACAUGAAGCUGAUGGCCCGCAAGAUCCAGCUGGAGUCCAAGAACUUCCGCCAGCAGCUCCUUAACGAGCAGAAGAAGUGCAAAGAGGUGAUGCUGAAGCUGGAGAAGUCCAAGCUCGAGAUUAGCGGCUAUCGCAAGCUGGAGGAAUACACUCUCGGCACUGACAAGGUGAAUCCCUUGUCCUCAGGCCGCCGCACCAAGUUAAGCGGCGUAGGCGAGGAGCCGGACAAGAUUGACAAGUUGGAGAAAUCCUUGGAGAUGCUGGACAAGGCGAUCGAGAAGAACAGCCAGAUGGAGUUCAACGCCUUGACGGAUGUCCUGGAGUCGGACACGUACUUCGACUUUGAGAAGGACGAGGCGGAGGACAAGAGUGCGCCGUGCACCCCGCCGACUCCCCAGCCGGAGCGACAGACAGCUGGUGGACGUGGCGGAAAGCUCACCUUGCCGCCGGCCAACAACAAGGCCAAGAUGGUCGCGAACCAGAGUCGCUCCACCCUAAGCCAAGUGCUCUCGGCGCAGGCAAAAUCGCCACUGACCGCCACUGGAAAGAGUGGCAAUGCAAGACACCGCGUGGUUGCUGUCAAGACGGACAGCAUUCCGUCCAGCAAGCGUCGAGAUUCGGGUGGCCUGAUCAAGAUACCUUCCGCCGAGGGCAAGCCCAAGCAGGCGUCGCUUAAGUCCUUGGAGUACGACUACGAGGAUGACUACGAGCCUGCCGGCGAUGAGGAGGACAAUGCCGAUGCCUACGGGCUGAUGUCCAAGAUGUGCGAACAGGGAUCAGAGGAUCCCGAGGAGCACAGUGAUGCCAACGAUGCCAGCCUGCUGAAAUAUGCCUCCUAUCUGGAUGCCAAGAGCAGCGAGGGGGAUCUGCUGGAAGAGUCGCAGGAAGAGGACGAGGAGACGGACGGCCAGAACACGAUGCGCAGCGAUGAAGAGUCCCAGGAUAACGGCAUUCGGGCUCCACGCCUCAAGGAUAACAUGUCCAGCCUGCGCAAGCAGAUCUCCGAUGACUACAAGGAACGCGAGAGCUUCCUGAAGACGUUCUGCCGCCAGGCAAGCAACAGCAAUAUGCGCGAUGAUCCGGCGUCCAAGAAGCGGAACAGCAUUGCCACCGGAGCGGCGGCCAGCAGCCACAUGACCGGCAGCCGCAAGCAUGCUCUCUUGGCCGCUUUGAAGACGAUCGACGACAACAAGAGCCAGGACUAGGGCGCCACACUAUGUUAGUUCCCACAACAAAGUUAGUCCCUAAGCGGUGUUGCGUUAUCUAUAUAUUUUCCAAAAACUGAGACCGGCUUUUUCCCUCCUGGAGCAGCUGCAGCAGACGGUGGCGGAAGGCUAUGCCACCGAUUUCUGUAACUGCUCCAGUGUCGGAAGAGCGGGCGUUGAGUAAAUUCUAAUUGAAAUGUA
This is a messenger RNA of Drosophila kikkawai, 2269 nucleotides long. RefSeq names its product inner centromere protein A. The record is from RefSeq and is a predicted model, not a curated record. Gene Ontology annotation, biological process: intraciliary transport. NCBI's taxonomy places the organism in Eukaryota, Metazoa, Arthropoda, Insecta, Diptera, Drosophilidae. Gene Ontology annotation, cellular component: axoneme.